This is a messenger RNA of Mercenaria mercenaria, 4262 nucleotides long. RefSeq lists its product as uncharacterized. NCBI's taxonomy places the organism in Eukaryota, Metazoa, Mollusca, Bivalvia, Venerida, Veneridae. The record is from RefSeq and is a predicted model, not a curated record. Bases 268 to 2562 code for a protein of 764 amino acids. The transcript has 3 exons.
UGCAUCUAAACAUUUUCUAAAACUGAACUGAAUUUAAGCAAUUACAGAGAAAAAGAGAAAAACGUCAUUAUUCUGAAAACGACCCAUAUGUGCUCCUCUAGGAAAUAAAUCUAAUCUAAUAAACACGUGUUUUGUAUAACAAACGACGUGUUUUAUUUUUCAGACCUGCAGAGAGAUUUGAUAGUUCUCUACAGGCAACGGUACCACACCCUACCCUUGUCACCUUUGUUGGAAGAAAGUGACACGCCUCUUCUUAAAUUUUACGUCAUGCCAGACGUAGUUUCAGUCGAAAUUCAGCGGUCGCUUGGAGGUGGCAGAGAAGAUAGAUUAAAGGUUACGUCAUUGCAUGAUGUCUUCUACAAGGAAAGCAAACCGUGUCGUGAAAUUUACCUUACUGCAGAUGCUGGGUUGGGGAAAACAGCAUUUAGUAAACGGCUUAUUUUGACGUGGUGUCAAGCCAAACAAUUCAUUAACAAUGAAGAAAAGUACUUUAAGAGUGAAGCUAUUAGUACAAUGUCAGAGUUUGAAUUCGUGUUCUUGUUGUCAUUGCGUGAUUAUUCCGACGAAUGCGACAUUGAUGACAUGAUCAUAAAACAAAUUAUUCCACGGCUGGCAAGUACGUCUGUUACGAUAAGCGACCUGGAAACCAUUCUUUCAAAGGAAAAAUGCCUGUUGAUUCUUGAUGGUUUAGACGAGUGGACACACCCAGUAUCUGUCUGUAAACAAGGAAGAAGUGAUAUUCCACACAGGAAAGCAAGGAAAUGUACAAUCCUAACAACAACUAGACCAUGGAAAAUGAGCGUUAUAAAGUUAAGUUCAUGUCAAAUAGAACAAAAGUUGGAACUUGUUGGACUUAACGAAACAUCUGUUCAGAGCUUAAAGAGGAGUGUGAUCACACUAUUGUGUGGUAAAUCCGACAUAGAAAAACACAUUCAAGACUUUGAUCGCGCUGUCCAUGAUAAAAGCAUUUCAGAUUUGGAAGCCAUUCCGCUCUUACUGACGUAUCUUCUGUGUUUAUGGUGUGAUGAUAUAGAUCUUGGAAGAUCUAAAAGUGAGUUAUACUGCCAAAUUAUUGAACUGCUCAUGAAGAGAACGUUUGAAAAGUAUCCGGACAUGCAACAGGCACGAGAAUCAUCACGAAGUGAUAUCCCACAAUGCGUCAGUGGACAUGUACAUUGUGAAAAACUCUACAAACUUCUGAAAGCUUUAGGACAAUUGUCAUUUGAGACACUAUUCAGUGAAAACAAAGAGAACACGCUUGUUUUCAAACUAUCAGUUGCAGAAAAGUACCUAAACCCAGAUUAUUUGAAAUUAAGUCUUCUCUCGGGAAUAUUAACACAAAGUAAAGUACAAGAAAAAAUAACCAUACAAAGUCCUAAAGUUUCGUUUUCCCACAAAACAAUGCAGGAGUACCUUUGUGCAUUGUAUAUAAGCUGUCACAGUGACAGUGAUAUCCAGAAAAUUGUUCUGCAAAACUGCAGAAGUUUACAAAAUAUUCUCGACAUGUCGACAGUGUUUGUUUUUAUCAGUGGAAUGAAUUCAAAAAUCAUUUCUUCGAUAUCAUACGAGUUAAUGUCUGUGAUCAGCCAGGAUGAGAUAACGGUUGAGUACAGGUCAACAACAUCUUACGAUAUGUUCAUGAGACAUCCUCUAAAAGACAUACAAGACAUGUACAUUUCUUGUAUCAAAGAAAACCCAGACAAUGAGGACCUUAGACUUAGUUGUCAAGAUGUUUUCUUUGGCUAUGACUUUGAACAAGAAAAAUACUUUACACGUUUGAAACGGCUGGCAAUACACAAUAAAAACAAUAUGGAAUCAAUAAAUAUCGACACACUUGGUGGUCCUAGUUUACAUAAAAUCGUCGAUUCAUGUGCACUUGUUGAACCCUUCAACAUCAACAAAUUAUACUACUACGGUAGGGGUGAAGAAACGGUACUAAUUAAACUGUUGAACAGAUCGGGGCAAUGCGUCACUGUUAUAUCGUCUGUUCAGUUUGGUUCCUGGACCAGUGAAAUGUCUAAAACAUUACAGAAUAAUGCCCUGUUACAAGCAGUUUAUAUCAGACUUUUCAAGAUGAGUCAUGAUGUACUGAAUGGCUUUCUGAAUUAUAUUGUAAACAGAAAAACAAUGACAGAGAUUAGAAUAGAGAACUUAAUGUGUACCGAGCACCGUCGUUCAUGUACUUUAAGUUUGGACUUUCGCCAGCAUUCAGAUCUAAGGAAGUUAGAGUUGCACUAUACACCUAAAGUGUCACAACUGAAAGUUAAUAGUCAAGUAAAAUACGUGGCAUUGUGGGAUAUCAAUCUCACUGAAAUGUUGCUGCCUCCUGAAAUGGUCAAUAUUGAAAGAGUUGAGUUGUGGUUUGUAAACAUGUCUGCCUCAUCAUUCCGUGAUCUCGUUAAGGUAGUGGAGAAACUUUCACACAAAGUAACAGUAAAAAUUAAACGUUGCGAGAUGAGACCGGAAACAGAGGCUGAAAAUGUUAAGCAAUUUAUACGUUCAUCCCAGAAUUUCCGAGUCACGGAGGAUGUUGGUUCGCAGUUUGUGUUUGAAACAAUUUAACUUGAAAGUCAAUUUAUUAAGCACUCGGACUGAUAAUAAUAGCAUAUUACAUGAUUAUAAAUGUCAUUUACUAAAAAUUAAACGCGAAUAAAUAGCACACUGACCUACAACAUGUAUAUUUGUACAGAAUUAAAGAUAGUCGCGCGGAGUGAAUUAAACAUGAAGUAAGUCUUGGUUGAAAAGGUGGAUGUUCUUCUGCAAGGAUUUAUACACAAUCUGGCCAAAAGAAAACAAAGACAAACCAAGGCAAGACAAAACAAAACCUGAACGAAAUGAAAGAUAACAUCAGCGAUAUUAGAUAGUCUAGGCCUAAUAUGGAUCGCAGAUUGUGAUACAAAAGAAACAGAAGACAGUGCUGAAUCUCAGAUAAUUUUAUUGAAUGCUAAAGUAAUACAUACAGGAAACGUAAGUUGUUAUUUGACUGGAUCUCAAACUCAUGAAACUAAAGGAUUGAAUACGGGCAUUUUAAUUUGAACGUAUGAGGCAGACGAUGUAACUGAAUCUCAGAUAAUUGCAUUAACUAUAGACGUUAUAGAUGCAAUGAACGAUGCUUUUGAUUUUGCUGGAUCUCAGAUUGAAGAAGUAAAAACGGGCAUUACAGUUGCGAUUUAUCAGGCAGAAGAUAUUACUGAAAUUUAGACUAACGGUGCUUUAAAUUUGGUAGACAUACCUACAAUGAUAAGACUAAAACAUCGAAUACUGCCGAUAAAUAGAUGUUUAAAGUGUUAUAAAAAGAGAAUGAAGUACAAAGUUUAAACGUUAAUUGAAAUAAUAACUUGGAUAAUAGAAGGUUACACAUUUAUAACUUGCAACAAAAGUUUUACCAUUACAGGUAAUGUGAAAAGACCUAUGAAACCAGUGCACACUCUCACACACUAGGUCAGAAAUACAGUGUUCAAUUUAUGGAAAAGCAAGUGCGUCAAAAUUAGACUUAAGGAAUAUUUAGUAUUUAGUAAAUUCAAAUUUACUUAUUGUGAAAAGGUAUUUAAUUUAUAGUCUAGUUUAAUUUCUUAUAUAUGACGACACGAAAAUGUCUUUGACUUUAUUUGGUGUAAAGGAUUCAAUAAAAGACAUAAAUAUCAGAAGGAUAUGUGUCAAAACAUAAUCGUCUAAAAUCGAAUAAAUUUGACAAAUGCCAAAAACAUUUAGACACAUUCAUAAUCUUAGAACACAAAGUAAAUGCAGAGAAAAGAAGGGGGCAUGCAUGAUUAAAAUGUAUAGCAAUUCGUUUAAGCAAAACGCAUACUUGCAGGAACAUAUGAAAGUUUAUGAUAAUCCAGAAUGAUUUCAGUAUUAACAUUGUUUGAAUAGUUACAAAUAUAGGGCAUCCCUACACAAUCAAAAGUGUUGUUUUAUACAUAUUGAUCGGGAGGUGAGUUCGUAAUAUAUAUAUUUUUUUUAAAAAUUUUACACUUUCCCUUUAUAACAUACGUAAAUCAAUACGAAAUAAAGAUCAUAUAUAAAAUGUUUGUAAGUCUUGUAUUGUCAUCAUUGUUUUUACUUUUCAAGACAUGCUUUGUACUAAAUUUUUUAUAGCAUAUGUAUGUACAUUCAAACAAGAAUAUGUUUUGUGAAAUCAAGGUUUUAGCUGAUGAUCGUGUUUAUGUUAAGAGUUCGUUGUUUUAAACGUGAUUAAAGUUGUUGCAUUUGAUUGCUUCAUAUUUUUCAUGUAUGUUUCAGUAUUCAAAAUGAAUGGACUA